Penicillium diatomitis is the source of this 1638-nucleotide messenger RNA. Its product is annotated as cytochrome P450. The transcript has a single exon. Gene Ontology annotation, molecular function: heme binding; monooxygenase activity; iron ion binding. The record is from RefSeq and is a predicted model, not a curated record. NCBI's taxonomy places the organism in Eukaryota, Fungi, Ascomycota, Eurotiomycetes, Eurotiales, Aspergillaceae. Bases 1 to 1638 code for a protein of 545 amino acids.
AUGGAGAGCAAUGCACUGACGAUAGGAGUGACCUGUGCGCUGGGAGUUCUGGUCGCACUCAUCUAUGUCAAUUCAAGUCGCGCAAAGAGAUCAGAAACCGUCCACGAGACGACCAAGCCACUCCGAAAACUUCCGCUCAUUGGCGACCUUCAUAGCUCGCCCAUCGAGAAACCUCUGGUCAAUUGGAAUGCGUGGACCAAGGAGAAUGGUCCAAUCGCGGUGCCAAAAUUGUUUGGCAUCAUUCCCAUUGUCGUCCUCAAUUCAGCCGCGGCAGUCACGGAAUUGUUCAGUCGCCGCAGUCAAUGGUACAGCAACCGCCCGGCUUCGGUGAGCAUGGAAAUGAUCACCGAUGCCCAGCCGGGACAGUCCAAGUUCACGCUCAUGCACGACUAUGAUGAUCACCUGAAACUGCACCAUCGGCUGUUGUCCCCCAGCUUGGGAGCGCCAGCCGCCCCGAAGUUCCAGGCGCUGAUGGAGCUCGAGGCCACGCAGUUGCUGUUUGACCUCUGUCAAAUCACCCAGCAGUCGAAGGAGGGAACCAUCAGCACCGGCAAAAUCUAUCCACAGCUUGAGCGCACGCAGUCCAGCAUCAUCCUCGGCUUGCAUUAUGGAUUGCGCGUCGCGCAAUAUGAGGAUCAGAUCCUGCACGAAGUCAUAGAUACCCAGACCCAGAUCACUCAUCUGGCCGCCAAUCCGCUUCUCCCAGAUAUCAUCCCUGCUCUGCGCCAUCUGCCGUCGUUGCUGUCACCCUGGAAGCGAUCCGCAGAGAAGCUCUACGCUCAACAGGUAGAUCUCUACAUGCGGUUGUUCAAGCACGGCCGCGACGAACCAGGAUGGAACGCCACCAAACAGGCCAUUUCUACAGCUCAAAAGCAUGCCAAGAACGGCGUCUCCGAUCUUGAUCUCGCCUUCACACUCGCAACAUCCAUUCAAGGUGGCAUGGAAACGUCCCCACGUCAACUUCUCUGGCUCUUCAUUGCGGCGCUGCAUCGCCCUUCCUUUUUGACUAAGGCACAUGCGAUUUUGGAUGAGGUGGUGGGACGUGAUCGCCUUCCUCGAUUUUCAGACCGAGCGGAUCUGUCGUUCAUCGAUGCAAUUGCACACGAGUUGUUCCGCUGGCGACCGAUUGCCCCUGGCUCCAUUCCCCGCCGAGCAGACAAGGACGACGAAUACGAGGGAGUCAAGAUCAAAAAGGGAUGGACGCUCAUGGCCAAUGCGUGGGCGAUUGGUCGUGAUGAAAAGAUUUUUGAUCCAACGCUCGGAGAUGUGCAGGAAUUUGUACCCGAGCGAUGGUUGCGACAGAGCUCUGGGGGAGACGUCAAGGUGCGGGCGGAUCUUCCAUUGCCUGUGUUUGGGCAAGGCCGACGGGUCUGUCAGGGCAAGCGAGUGGCCACGGAAGGCACAUUUCUGCAAGUGGCAUGUCUGCUCUGGGCCUUUGAUAUCCAGCCCUUGGUGAAGGGGGAUGUGGUAGACCCGUGGGAGAUGGUUGUGGAAGGAUUCAUGACUUCACCCAAAGAUGUCAGAUUCAAGCUGACGCCGCGGGGCGAUUGGGUCGUCGACACGAUCGCCCGGGAAUGGGAGAAGGCAGGAAAGAGUCCAGAGCAGGUGAUGGGUAUCUCCACUGAUGUGGAAAAAUGA